AUGAGCUUAAGCGGAGUGACAAUCGUGACCCUUGUGACGGUGUGUUUAGUUGGCGUUCGUGCCGACAACAUUCGAUGCUUCGCGUGUGACGAUUGCACCAAACAACAACCGGUGAUCGUGCAGUGUGGGGCGGAAAGUGGAUCGAUCGAUCUGAGUGGUUUUCGUGCCAACGUAAUCACGACGCCAAUGCUUACAACAUCGCAUUUGUUAACGCCACCUCCGCUGGUGGGUGGUGGCGGAGGAGAUCCACUCCUAACACCACCUCCACUGGUGGGUGGUGGCGGGGGAGAUCCGCUACUAACGCCACCUCCGUUGGUGGGUGGUGGCGGGGGAGAUCCACUGCUAACGCCACCGUAUCCGAUUCUCACGCCACCGCCCGUAUAUCCGUUCGGAAAGGACGCUCGGAGGAUGGCUCAGAAACGGUUCGUUUGUGUGACGGUCCAGAGUAAAGGUACGCCUCUCAUCACGCCACCGCUAUGGCCUUGGUCGAUUCCUAGUAAUGAACCAGCUUUUAUUGCAGCACAAGAUGAAACGAAGGACCUUAUUCACCGGCGCGGUUGUGCGGAAAUCGAAGGACACGCCAUGGACGUUUGCCGGUUCGAGUUGGGUCCAGUCGACGGAGUGUUCAGUUGCCGAGUUUGUAGCUAUUCGCUGUGCAAUGAAUAG
This is a messenger RNA of Anopheles cruzii, 666 nucleotides long. RefSeq lists its product as uncharacterized. NCBI's taxonomy places the organism in Eukaryota, Metazoa, Arthropoda, Insecta, Diptera, Culicidae. The transcript has a single exon. The coding region runs from base 1 to 666 and encodes 221 amino acids. The record is from RefSeq and is a predicted model, not a curated record.